AUGAGCUCCGUGGCCGUCGAACCGGAGGUUUCCGCGGCGACGAGCGGGCGCCCGCCUGCACAAAAGAGCGCCAGCAAGGACACGGUGUCCACCUGCGCCGACAACAUGCCCCUGGACGGCUCCCACGAGACCGAUGCCCGCCGAGACACGACCGCCUCCGAUCCGGCCACGAGCGAGAACAGCGGCGGCAGCGAGCACGCGCAGGCCCCCGGGCCCUUCGACGCCGACAUGGCCGUCGCGCAGGUCGCCGCACUGUGCCACGGAGACGGCGCUGCCGCCCGCAUGCUCGGCCUGCACGCCACCUUCGCGCAGUGCAUGGACUCCGACGGCUCCGUGCCGUACGAGCGCGUCCCGGACUUCCUCCAGCUCCUCCUCCCGCACGGCUGGUUCUCGAACCCCGGCAACGUCUCGCGACGUCGGUGGGAGGAGACUGCACAAAGCAUGCUGGGCCCGCACCUCGCACGCCCGGGGAGCCACGUCACGCUCGCGGACCUCGCGGAGAAGAUCGUGCCCGUCGUCGACGAGGCCUUCGUCACGCGCUGCCGCGAGCACUUCGCCGACCUGGGCGGCACGCUCCCUGGGUGGGAGGACGCGGCAGACGCCGAGGGCUCGCUGGACGCCGAGGGGCUCGCGGAGGCGCGCGACCUGCCGCUCGAGCACGCCGAGGACUUCCUGCUCGAGCUCGCGCACGACCCGAUGCCCGCCGGGUUCCCCGCCGCGCGCCCCGUGCUCGCCAACGUCGAGGUGUCGUUCAAGCAGUUUUGCCGCCGCAUGGCCGGCGCGCGGCUCCCGGCGCCGGAGCCGUCCACGGCGGGCAGCUCGAUGCACGUCGUGACCGCGCAGGCCGCGGCCGCGGCGAUCGACCUCCCGGACGUGGUCGCGCAGGCUGCCCGGGCGCGCGCCGCGGCGAAGUCCCGCCGCGAGAGUGCGCGGCAGGCCGAGGACGACGACUCGGUGCCGAGCUCGGGGCUCGCGUACGACGGCCCCGGGGCGUUCGCGGCCAAGGACGCGCCCGCGGCGUACCUCUCUGCGCGCGCGCCGGACGCAGCGGACGUUGCGCAUCGCAUGAUGCAGGGCCGCCACCUGCCCAACGUCGCGUCGAUGAGCGCGCUGCAGCGCGCCGGGAAGAGCUCGCGGGAGGCGUCGGGGCACCCGCCCGUGCACCCCAGGGGGCUGAUGCAGGCGCGGCAGCGGGAGUUCGGGUCGCUGGCGGACCUGCGGCGGGCGAAGACGCAGGGGCGGAGUGCGGCGAGCGGGGCUGCGUCGGUGGCGCGGAGCCGGCGCGUGUCGAUCGGCCUGCGGCCGGGCCUCGAGCGCGACACGGGCGUGUCGGCGACGCCGAGCAACUGCUCGCCCGGGGCGAUGAGUCCGCGACACCGGCGCGCGUUCACCAAGUCGGUGGCGUCCGUCGCGGGGAGCUACAUGGAGGGCUCCAAGGCGGACCAGCGCAACUUCGUGGAUCUGUACCGCGAGAUCGUCGAGGCGUUCGACGCGUUCGCGGAGCGCAAGGGCCCGUUCACGCCGCCGCUGGUCACCGUCGAGAGCGCGGUGCAGCUGCUCGAGACGCUGCUGAACCUCACGCCGCACCAGGUCCUCGAGACGAUCACCGCGCUCGAGAACCCUAAGGCCGACGCCGCGGGCUCGCUCCCGAAGGUCCUGGAGGUCCGGAAGCGCGGCGACGGGUACGACGUCGAGGCCUUCCUGCGGCUGUACAGCCACGCGGCGGCGUCCAACGGGUCGAGCAUGCUGCAGACGGACCCCGCGCUGUCGUCGGCGCACCGGCACUUCCACGCGCUGGACGUGAGCCACACGGGUUUCAUCGACGUGGGCGACCUGGCGGACGCGCUGGCGUCGACGCUGCUGCUCGAGGACGGGCAGGACAGCCAGUGGGCGCAGGACGGGGCGUCCGCGGUGCUGAAGAAGUUCGACCACGACGGGGACAACCGCGUGUCGCUCAGCGAGUACAUUUACACGCUGCUGGUGAUGUGCAUGGCCGAGCCCGAGGAGAGCUGA
Messenger RNA from Pedinophyceae sp. YPF-701, 2013 nucleotides. The record is from the annotation of a GenBank genome assembly. NCBI's taxonomy places the organism in Eukaryota, Viridiplantae, Chlorophyta, Pedinophyceae.